AUGAAUCCUAGCAUUUGCUUCGUUGCACUAAUUGGAGUCAUCGCAGCUUCAACCGAUUCACCGGCCACUAUCUUGGCCCCUCUUGUUCAGAAAUACCAAGACCUAAUUUACGCCGAACAAUACGAUGAACUCGAAGAUCUUUACCACCCCAACGCCAUUCUUGUCGUCAAGGGCCAACCCAAUCCAUUCUACACUCCAGAAAAGAUCUUCAAGGAAAUCCAGGAAGCCCGCGCCAAGGUUGGAAACGCCAAGACUGACAUUAUCAAGGAAACCUACACUGGUGCCGGUGAUAUCUUGAUGUACGAAAAUCUUUGGAGGAUCAAUGCUGGAGGACACGAACUGAGCGGCCCCUACCGUUCUAUAUGGGUGAAAUUCGAGGGCCGUUGGGUAAUCUACCACGAGCAAUACUCGCAGUCCAAGCGCUAUCACAAGAACCACACCUUC
Mesorhabditis spiculigera is the source of this 444-nucleotide messenger RNA. The record is from the annotation of a GenBank genome assembly. Lineage: Eukaryota; Metazoa; Nematoda; Chromadorea; Rhabditida; Rhabditidae.